UAUUUUUCCCUUUUAAGAAUUCAGUAAUCCAUGUAUAUUUCAAUUAUUUUUUGAUUCAAUGCAAAGAGGAAUGGGAAUAACAUCGUACAGAAUCACUCAGAAAGAAUUUUGUAUAAAUGUGUGUCAAAUUAAUGGCAACAAUUCUCUACGUGUAAAUGGACGUAUUCCAGAAAAUAUUUGAUAUCGUAUUGUUUAUAAAUAAAUCUACCAAAGUAUUGCUAUGUAACUGAUAGUUUCAAGAAAUACGAUGUCUUUAAAAUGACAUUAAAAACUAUUUUAAAAAACUUUUUAAAUUAUGCUGAUACUUUAGAUGCUCAGAAAAAAUUAGGAAAAGAUUUAUAUGAAGUUGAUUUCCAGAAAUUAAAGGGAUUGACUGAAGAAUUAAAACAUGACAAAAACUAUGCUACAUCAGAAGGCCUUAAGGAUGUUAACCGAAGAAAAAAUAGAUAUAAGGAUAUUUUACCUUAUGAUUAUACAAGAGUUAUUUUAUCAGAAUAUCCAGGAGUUCCAGGAUCUGAUUACAUUAAUGCUAAUUACAUUAAGGGAGCUAGUGGUUCACUGGCUUAUAUUGCUUCACAAGGACCGUUACCUAAUACAGUUGUUGACUUCUGGCGAAUGAUUUGGGAAUGUGAAGUUCAAGUCAUUGUUAUGGCUUGUAAUGAGCAAGAAUCUGGCAAGUAUAAAUGUGAAUGCUAUUGGCCUACUGAUGAUGAAAAAAAGCAAUAUGGAAACAUUAAUGUUGAAUUUGUAAAAUGGCGCCAAGUGUGUCCAGACUUCUUAGUUCGUACUCUUAAAGCCUGUUGGGAAACUGAAGAAAGGGUAAUAUGUCAGUUCCAUUAUACCACCUGGCCUGACCAUGGGGUACCUACUUCCGUGCAACCCAUUUUAGAGUUGGUACGUCUCAUACGUGAUUGCCAAGCAUUUGAAGCUGUUCCUGUAUUAAUUCACUGCAGUGCUGGUUGUGGAAGAACCGGAACUAUUUGUGCUAUCGACUUUGUAUGGGGUUUGAUGAGAAUGGGAAAAUUGUCCAAAAGUUUCAAUCUUUUCAAUGUUAUUGCUGAUAUGAGAAGGCAAAGGAUUGCUAUGGUACAAACAAAGGAACAAUAUGUUCUUGUUCAUAAAGCAGUAUCUUCGUUGUUUGAACAGCAAUUACGAGUUAUUGAUAAUCAUACCUAUGAAAAUUUAGACGAAGAUGGAGAACCUUUAAUUUUAAAAGAACUUCAAAUGGAGGAUGAUAUAUAUGAGGAUAUAUUAGAGCCAUUUACUGGUGAUAUCUGUACUUCUGAAUCUAAAUAUGAGGAUAAAUUAAACAAAAUUACUAAAGUAUAUCAGGAUAUUCAAGUUUGUAAUGAUUCAACUCAGUCUUCUCUGAAAAAUGAUAGUUUUUCUAAUCCUUAUUCAUAUCUGAGUGAAAUAAGUAACAGCUCACAAUUCAAAGAAAUAAAAGAAUUAUCUUUAAAAUCAAACCUUUUGCCAUUAGAAAAUAAUAAAAUGGUGGAGACUAACGAAGAUGAUGACAAAGAGUUUUCCUACAGUAAACAUUCAAGAACGUUACAAAGACUUUGCAGAGAAGAAAGUGUUAAAAAAUUAAUAUCUGGAUGGAAUAAAGCUGUUGAAAAAGGUGACACAGUUAAAGCCAUUUGUAAAGACUCCCAUGCUGAACUGUCUAUUUCUAAAAGCCCUAUUUCAAAACAGUUUUCUGAAAGUUUUAUAAGUGAAUUGAAAACAAAUCAGACUACUUCUUUACCACUUAAAGAUAAUGCAUGUUCUCAAAAAUUAGAUAAUGUUCCUACAUCAGUACUUAGCCAAAAUCAUUCUUUAGUUGAUGAACCUACAUCCAGUGAUUCUUCUCCUAAAACUAAUUCUUCUGAAGAUAUGCAUGCUGGCAAAUUAGUUGGAAAAGCUACUGUUAUUAGAAGGCCUAGUAUUGCUAAAUUAAAGGCCCUUUUUGAAAAGUCAUCUCAGCCUAGCUCAGAAACUGAUAAUUCUAGGCAACGCAGGCCACUCUUUCGCAGUCAUAGCCACUAUGUCAGUAAUUCUAGUCGUGCAUUUACUUUGUCUGAUAGUAGUAUGGAUCAACACAUUAAUAUGAGUAAUGCGGGACAUGAACUGAUUUAUGGUAGAAUUAAUGAUUCUGCUUGUAGGGAUAACAUUCCUCAAACUUUUGAAUAUUUGAAUAAUAAUUCCAAUCAGUCAGAACAUUUUUCUACUGACUUAAAUAAGGAAUCAUCAUAUACAGCCAAAGAUAAUAGACAACUCAGAUCAUCUUCAAGACCUCUUUCUUAUUAUAAUAGUUCUGAUAGUAUGAUACCACAUACCACAGAUUCAAGUAAAGAGUUUGUAGUACCUGAAUCUUUCAUUAAUUCAAGUGAAAUUAAAAUGAUUAGUUACAAAGAGCAUGAUAAUAUUGGUCUCAAAAAAGAACGACCUCCAGAUCUUCCUACAAAGAAAAAACAGUCUAAUACUUCUUCAAGUAAUGCAGGUGAUAAAAAAUCUUCUGAAAACCUUGUGCCAAGAUUUCAAAUUAGUGUAUCAAAAGGAAAUUCUGAAGUAAAAUGUAACAAAUUUGCAUCAGAUAUGUCUGACACAAAUAAGACUAAUAAAGAAUCUACUCUUAAAGAACAUGUUAAUUCAAAUUGUGCACAAGAUUGGAAUCAUGAAAAUAUUAAAGAGUACCGCAAGCAUUCUCAAGAAAUAGAAAGAAAGAUACUGCAUAAAAAUCAGUCAUUUUCUGACCCUGAGCAUUGUAGUGGUAGACCUGGGGAAAUAAGUAAACAAGCUGUCAAGCAAAAAUUGAGUUACACUGAACAAACCUAUCCUAAGCUUUCUUAUUCUCAUGGAAAGACAGCUUCUGAUAAUCGAUUACCUCAAGCUUAUGAAACUACUUAUAUGAAUGUUAAUCCACUGGCCCAAAAAAAUAUACGCCAAAUUGAAGAUAGUUUAAAAAAUCAUCCACGAGGUGCCAUCAUUGACUUAACUUCCAGAAAAUCAUAUAUUGAUGAAAUGAAUGUAAAUACCGACAAACAAUUUGUGUUUAGAAAUUCAUCGCAGCUUGUAAAAGUUUUACAACCACAAGAAUCUCGAGACCUAACUUCUCAUGAAAAAUGCACACCUAAUAAACCUGAAAAUAGUUCUUCUGUAACAACAAAGGGUAAUGCAACAUCUAUUCAAAAGCCAGUUGAAUCCAAAACUGACAAUGCACAAAAAAAUAAUGAUUUGAUAAAUUCAAAAAAUCUUCUACUACAUAGCCCACCUCCUAAAUCCAAACGAGGUCAUUUGUCUAAAACUACUGCUAAAUCGCCCUUGUCUCCUACUGAAACAUCUGGUUCUGGUACACCAUCAAGUAACAAAAGUACCAAUCUAGAAGAUUCAGCUUCUCAAUUAGAUAAACAAGUUACAGCCAAAGCAUCACAAGCUACUACUUUCCCUACACCCAGUUCUCAAAGUAGCACUAUUUCAUCUGGUAGCUCUGUUCCUGUUGCUGACAGGUCUGAUCCUCGUUACUUUCCAGUUACUAGACAAACUGCUUCUGAGGCCAAAGCACUUAAUAGAGAUGCCUAUUCUUCACCAUAUAGUUCAAAUAGUAUUUAUGAAACUUUAUAUUCAGUCAAACAACCUAAUUAUCAGAAAUCUACCAUUUAUGAGAAACAUAAACUCGAAAACUUUGAAAAUACUACAUUUCCUGUGCAAGAUACUUCUAAAAAUAGUAAUGACAAUGAAUCUCAUUAUGGUCUUCAACGAUCUACUUCUGGUCCCCAAAUGCUACCAUCGGGGUCUGAUUCUGGUCCUAAUAUGUUACUACCUGAAGUUAGUCCAUCACAAAUUGGAUAUUCUCAGACUAGUGAGGAUAGUAAAAAACCAAGUUCUGUGCAGAAUAAUGAAAUAAGACAACCUCCUCCUUACGGUCAUUCUUAUGUACAUGCUAACACAAUUGGUCCUAAAAAUUACUUUCCAAUAGGGCCUCCUAAACCUCCUAGAACAUUCCAUUAUGAUACAAAAAAUAGUCAAGAAAGAGUUCCAUCCUCAGAAGCAUAUAAAUCUGAGCAAAAUGUCAAAAGAGAUGGUGGCCGGUACAUCGUAACCGUUGCAUCACCCAAACAUUCCAGCCAAAAUGUUGUAUCACCCAGAACUAAAACUAAUCAGGAUUAUAGGUACAUUACUGAUGUAAGGGCUCCUGAAUCGGUUGCCAACUCUCAACCUCCUCCUCCUGGUUAUUCCUCUCCUCCUGCUACCAAUGAAGUGCACAUGUCCCGAUCAUAUCCUCUUACGCACUACGAUAAUGUGUAUUCUCAUCCAAGGCCCUAUGGUAAGCAAUUUUAUCCUGAAUCAAUGACUUUUAGAAAUGUUCAACCUGUUACUCAAAUUAAUAAUAGCUUAUAUGGGACAGUUAAAGAAAAACAUUCACAAAUUCAUCAAGGCUUAUAUGGUACAGUGAAACACAAAUCUGAUUAUGAAAAUAUUUAUGAUUCAAAAGUUAAUUUUGGCCAUGAUAAAAGUAAUUUGGCUGCAAGGAAUGAACACCAGAGUAAUUACCCUAAUUCUUUAGCAGCACUGCAAUAUUCUCAAUCUGACGCUAAUGUGUAUUCUGUUGUUCAACCGCCAAAGCACCCAACUCAUUUAGUGCAAAACAGCUUUAGUGCUGUGAAAUCUGAUUACCAAAAUUUAGAUGACAACAUGGGUUCUUCCAGUAAAAGGGUUUAUUUUGACACUCUGCAAAGACGCCAUAAACAACAUGUAAGUUGGGAACAAAGACGCUCUCAUGAUGAUAUGGAUAUUCGCCCAGCACCAUCUGCUCGCCUGAAGGAACAAAUUCAUGCUAGAAGAAGUAUGGUCGAACUGGAUAACUUAGAGAUCAGUGUUGUGUCCGAUGAUGGUUAUCCAGAGAAAAGUGGAAUUGAAUCAUCAAUACCCAACGUCCAUUGUAAGUCAAGUAGAGCUGGGGAAAAAUCAUUUAUUGAGACUACUAGUUCUGACUCAUCAAAAGAUUCUUUGCAUAAGAAAGGCAGCACGCACAAUAAAGAAGCAAGUUUUGGAGAAACUUUGUCCAAAGCAUUUGGAAGAUUGACAUCUUUUACAAAGUUUUCUGGAAAAGAUGUACAAAGUUGUAGUUCAAGUUCCAAUAAUUCUACAAAUAGUGGUUCAAAAGUUUCAAAGCAGAAAGAAGCUGAGAAACAUCAAGAUUUUGCAUUGCAGUCUCCAAAUCCUGAAGAAAUUCCAUCGGAGCAGUGGACGCAAGUUUAAAUCUGUCCUUUGUACCAUUUACUAUAGAAGAUUAAUUUAUACUUGUAUAUUAUAAAUAUUGCUCAAAUAGUUGUUACUGUUGUAUGUUUUGAUUUUGUUCCUCGCUUGAUGUUUUUAAUACUGUUCAAUUUUCAUAGAUUAUGACAAAUGUUUAGUUGUUAAGAGAAACUUAAAACAUGCUGUUAUGCUUAUUGUGAAGAACUAAUUAUAAAAUAUACAAAAUAAGUAUUUAUUUUAUGAGUGAGAAUCUCAAAGUUCACUUUUAAAUAUGAGGACCUUUAUAUUUAACAUAUAUUUUAUCUUUUUCUCUUCUAUCUUGUUGAGAUCUGUUACAAAAUCGAUUAUAAAAAUUUAGAAAUAGUUUUUUUUUUAGGCCUAAACUUAUGUUCAUUAGGAAAAAUAAACUUAGUGGAUCAUUCAUGUUCCUUUUGUCUGGCAAUUUUAUUUUAUAUUAAUCAAGGUUUCUUAAUAUAGACUAGUUUUAUGAGAGCUACGUUCAAUUAAACAUUUGGACUUAAUGAAUUUUUUCUCAAAGUUUAUUACUUUAGUUUAGGAAAUAUAUUAAUGAUUCGAUCAAUUCAUCACAUUUUGAUUUUUUAUUAACCUAAAAGAAUUUGCCUUCAGGUGCGAUUUAUUUUUUUUUAAUUUAAUGUGGGUAUAGAAUUAGCAUUGAUAAAAAAGCCAUGUACCUAAUUCUAAAAGGGAAUUUUUAUUUAAGAAUUGAAGGAAAAUCAUAGAUUGAAAACCAAGAAUGCAACUUUUAUGAAAAAAGGAAAAAUUUUGCAUAUAGGCUUUUUCAAACAGGCCAACUAUUCAGUUUUUAAUAUUAUUCAAGAGAAUCUUUUAAAUAAAGUCAACUAUUCUCUCUCUCCCAAUGUUGAAAAACACAUUCCAAAGGAAUUGUUUUAUACAAAUUUUUAUUUCUUACAUCAAUUAAUGUAUGUUCAUAUCCAGCAAUGGCUUGCAUCUUUUAAAAUAAAUUAAAUGCUGUCGUUUUUCUUUUAAAAUUUUAUUGGAGAAACCGGCUUGUGGUUCUUUUAUUACCCAUGCCUGCUUUCACUAAUAUCAUUAUAUUAAAAACUGAUUUGCUUUUGACAUUGAAACUUAUUUGGUUGUUUUCUCUUUUAACAACAUUAUUUAAAUAUCAUUCUCUUUUCAUAUAUAAUGAGUAAAAUCAUAUUGAAAUGCUGUUCAAAUCCUGGAAAUAGAACACUAUUUGAAUUAACAUUAAUAGCAUUUACAACUGCCUUUUUUGCAUAUUUUCUGUAGUUGUAAACGUAAAAAAAAAAUGCAACCAGUUAUCAAAACUUUGGUAGAAAAAGCAUUAACUGCCUUACUUUAACUGCAAAAUUCAAUUGGUGUCUGAAAAGUGUAGAAAUCAACAAACACCUCAGAAAAUGCACAUGAGAUCAAAAAAUAUUCAUUUGAAAAAAUUUCAUAAGAUAUGUUCAAUGACUCCAUUCCAAACCUAGGGAUGGUGUAAGGAGUAACUUUAAAAUCUUUAUUAAAAACUGCCAUUAUUUAUAGCGGAUUUGGAUUUUCAAGAAAAAAGUAUCCUUACUUGAAUUAUAAUAUUUUUACCCUCUAUUUUACAGACGGUGCAGUAAUGACAAAAAGAAAAUGAGUACAAAUUGUUUCAAAUAGAAAUAUAUGACUGAUCAAAAUAAAAAUAGUCUUGUUUGAUAUUUUGAAAAAUUUUCUUGUGAUCCCUCUGAGGCUGGAAGGUCUAAAGAUAUCUCCAUUGUAAACAAUUAUUAAUGAUUUUCAUUUUGUGAUUACAGUGCUAUCUGUCUCCCGAAUGCCAAAAUAUAGAUCAAAUUGGUGUACUUUUUUCUGGAAAAUCCAAAUCUGCAUUAAAAUAUGGGGAUUCCUUUUUAAUAUUAUGUAAUUAUUUCUUAUGUAUAUUUUAAAAGUUUGAUUUGAUGUGUGCUUCGUAAGAUAUUUGACUGUUCCAUAAAUUUCGGACACCCUGUAUGUCUACUUCAUUUACUUUUGAUGCGUUAAAUGUAGAAAGAUCUGAUUUUAAUUAACUCAUCAAACGUUUAGUUUCAAUGUAUUAACUAAUCAAAGUCUUCUUUCCUGCUAAUAUUUUACUUUUAAGAACUUUGAUUUUUUAAUUUUGUGUGUGUACAGAACCAUUAUUAGUUAUUAGCCUUGUUUUGUCUAAAUAGUUCUGAUUAAAUACUUACUUAAUCAGUAUUUGCAGCUGUGAAUCAUACUAUUAAAAAGUAUUACUCUAAAAUACUCCCCCCAUUUAUUCACAUGUUUCAUCUCUGCUGUUAUUAUUUUUAAGUUUUCUUUUAUAUAUAUAUAUUAAUUAGUUAAUAUAUAUAUAUAUACAUCGUUAUUUCUUCAUUUUUAUAUUUAUAUCAACAUUUUUAUUGCAUUUAGUAUAAAUCGAUGGUGCUACUCGUAGAAUAAUUUGUUAUCGCAGUGAACUAUGUUAACCAUAACUGAGUGUGGAAAUGCUUAAUUUGAUUAGCUUAAAAAAAAUUUUUUAUAUGAAAAGUAUUAAAGAAAAGUCUCAAUUACAGGCAACUUUUUUAUUUCUUUUUAUACCUUAGUUGUAAAUUUAUGUUUUAAUUGAUUGUAAAAAUUGACAUUCCUAAAGAAAUUAUGUAUUGUAAUCUAAUGUUUAUAAGUAAAUAUUGUAUGUAUGUACAUAUAUUGUGCUAAAAAUGUGUACAUGAGUUUUUCGAGCUUAUUAUUUUGUCAUUCUUCUUUUUUAUCUUGUUAUAAGUAACUUUUAUGUUGAGAUUAUUAGAUUACUUUCUGUGAUAAAUUACUUAAGUUAAUCUAAAUUUUUCUUUUUUUUUAAACUUUUCCAUUUAUACAUUGUUGUUGAAAUAUUUAUUUUUAUCAACUUCCAAUCUUUACAGGACUAAAGUUAUUAAGUUUACAUAAUAAUGUGUCGAUCUUUCAUUUCUACAUGACGUGUUAUUUCAUAACAUCAGAUUCCAUUUAAAUUUGACUGUCAAUAUUAAUUGAUCUACUUAAUUUUUAAUUGUUCAUCCCAUUUUUUGUCAUUAAAAAUUGUUUUUACCUUU
Messenger RNA from Parasteatoda tepidariorum (common house spider), 8288 nucleotides. RefSeq lists its product as uncharacterized. Lineage: Eukaryota; Metazoa; Arthropoda; Arachnida; Araneae; Theridiidae. Gene Ontology annotation, cellular component: nucleus; cytoplasm. Gene Ontology annotation, molecular function: non-membrane spanning protein tyrosine phosphatase activity. Gene Ontology annotation, biological process: protein dephosphorylation. The record is from RefSeq and is a predicted model, not a curated record.